This is a messenger RNA of Scatophagus argus, 4772 nucleotides long. It is a transcript of the gene atl1, whose product is annotated as atlastin GTPase 1. Lineage: Eukaryota; Metazoa; Chordata; Actinopteri; Scatophagidae. The transcript has 14 exons. The record is from RefSeq and is a predicted model, not a curated record. Gene Ontology annotation, molecular function: GTP binding; GTPase activity. Gene Ontology annotation, biological process: protein homooligomerization; endoplasmic reticulum organization. The coding region runs from base 292 to 1980 and encodes 562 amino acids.
CCAUGCAUGACAUACUCAGCGGUCGCUCUCAUUUUCAACGUAAUGCACGUUGAACCAUGUCCAUUUUUUCCCCCGCAUUAUAACCCUUCUGCCGUACAGUGAGCAGGAACAACAGACAACAGCGCCCCCUGACUGCGGCUACGAACCCUGCAUCACGCUGGGAAUAAAAAGCUCCAUCAUCCUCCUGCUAUACGAGCAUCGUUUUGGUGGACCGAGGGCAUCCUCCCUACACCCAUGACUACCGACUAGGGUUACAUUAGCGGACAAACAGAGGGAUUUAAGGAUAGUAUUAUGGCGAAACACCGUAAAGACAGAGACAGCUGGGGUGAGUGGUCCCUCAGUGACAAAAAUGUCUACGACUGGAGCUCAGAGGAGGAGGAGCCGGACGGACGAGCCCGACCCGUGCAGGUGCUGCUGGUCAAAGACGACCACACCUUCGAGCUGGACGAGGCCGCGCUGAGCCGCAUCCUGUUGGCCGAGCACGUCAGAGACCGCGAGGUGGUGGCCAUCUCUGUGGCCGGAGCUUUCCGCAAGGGCAAGUCCUUCCUCAUGGACUUCAUGCUGCGUUACAUGUACAACCAUGCAUCUGAAAGCUGGCUCGGAAAUAAAGACGAACCUCUGACUGGCUUCUCCUGGAGGGGGGGCUCAGAGAGGGAGACCACCGGGAUCCAGAUCUGGAGUGAGGUCUUCCUGGUGGACAAACCGGACGGGAGAAAGGUCGCCGUGUUGCUAAUGGACACACAGGGCACGUUUGACAGCCAGUCGACGCUAAGGGAUUCAGCCACUGUGUUCGCACUGAGCACCAUGAUAAGCUCCAUGCAGGUUUACAACAUCUCACAGAAUGUACAAGAAGACGACCUUCAGCACUUGCAGCUUUUCACCGAGUACGGCAGACUGGCUAUGGAGGAGACUUUCCUCAAACCAUUCCAGUCCAUGAUUUUCCUCGUUCGAGACUGGAGCUUUCCAUACGAGUUUCCUUACGGACAGGAAGGAGGCAUGAAGUUCCUCGAGAAGCGACUGAAGAUCUCGGAGAACCAGCAUGAAGAGCUGCAGAACGUGCGUAAACACAUCCACUCCUGCUUCACCAACAUCUCCUGCUUCCUGAUGCCUCACCCCGGCCUCAAAGUGGCCACCAACCCGCACUUUGAUGGAAGGAUUGCAGAGAUCGAUGGCGACUUCUUGAACAACCUGAGGGUUCUGGUCCCGUGGCUUCUCAGUCCUCGUAACAUCGACGUGAAGGAGAUCAACGGCAGCAAAAUCACCUGCAGAGGCCUGCUGGAGUACUUCAAGGCUUACAUCAAAAUUUACCAAGGCGAGGAGCUGCCACAUCCAAAAUCCAUGCUGCAGGCCACAGCUGAGGCAAACAAUUUGGCUGCAGUUGCAGCUGCGAAGGACCUGUACAACAAGAAAAUGGAGGAGGUCUGUGGGGGCGACCGGCCCUUCCUGGCCCCCAGCGAGCUGCAGGCCCGUCACAGCACCAUCAGAGAGGAGGCCCUGCAGGUGUUUCGGGGCGUGAAGAAGAUGGGAGGCGAGGAGUUCAGCCGUCGCUACCUGCAGCAGCUGGAGGGAGAAAUCGACGAGGUGUUUGUCCAGUACAUCAAGCACAAUGACUCCAAGAACAUUUUCCACGCAGCCCGCACGCCGGCCACGCUGUUCGUGGUCAUCUUUGUCAUGUACGUGGCCGCGGGCAUCACAGGCUUUGUGGGCGUGGACAUCAUUGCCAGCUUGUGUAACAUGAUCCUGGGUCUGGCACUGAUCACCCUCUGCACCUGGGCCUACAUCCGCUACUCCGGGGAAUACCGAGAACUGGGCGCCGUCAUCGACCAGGUGGCUGGUGCGCUGUGGGACCAGGGGAGCACAAAUGAGGCUCUCUACAAGCUGUACAAUGUAGCAGCCAAUCACAGGCACCUGUACCACCACGCCUUCCCCGGGCCCCAGGCGGAGGAGGCUGCAGAGGAGCAGGACAAGAAGAGGGACUGAGUCGAUAAGGCAGCGAAGAGUACAGCAGGGACUUCCUGGUGAAGGACAGGAGGAAGAGGAGGAGGAGGAGGAGGAGGAGGGGGAGGAACAUCCUCACCCAUCAGGCACUCUUUUAUUCUGGUAUUGGCUGGCACUUCCCACCAAUACAUCCACUACUUUAAAACCUAAUAACGGACUGUAUAAUGUUCAUGUAUAGGCAACGUCAGAGCGUCUCCUGAUUGGGUGCCUCUGCGUGCAAACGAUGGAUGUCAUUUAUCAUUUUGUCUCUCACGUUUUGCCUGUGAAAAAAACAAAACAAAACAACAACAACACCACCUGUACAGCAGAUACUGUAGACACUCUGCCAGAGGAGACCUCGGCAUAUCCAACCUCCAGCCAGCUGUUUGAUUUCCUCAUCAGACUUUGUUUCGUUUUGCAUCAUUUGUCACUGACGACGAUUCUCAGAAGUACAGCCAACUCUGUGAAAUCCCCAUUUGUGACGAUUGUUCUGCUCUCUGAAGUUUAGUGCUGUUUGUGAGAAACAAUAUCUAUGACCUGCGGUGUUUGAAAGCCAAAACAUGUACUGUAUGUUAAACAAUGAAGCGUUACGAGCAUCAUCAGCAUGAUAAAUGGUUAAUGUCUGUCAUCUUUAAGCUCUAAAACUGGGUAUACUUUAGAAAAAACAAAAAAAAACAAACAAAAAACAGUUUUGAUGGUCGUGACAAAGUGGUUUUGUGCCAUAACUUGUAAAAAUGCCAGCUGGCUACAUGCAGACACUCAGUGGCACAUUUAUUAGUUGUAUGUUUUGUUUUGGAGGUUGGUGUUCAUUCUCAUAGGAUCAGGGAAUUUUUUUGUUUUUGUUUUUUUUUACUUUCAAAUAAGAGCGCUGGGUGGGAAGACAAAACCAGAGUGACCACCAGUUCAAAGUUUACACAGUAUCUCUCACUUUGUAGUCCGCUUGCAGUUUUGUUACUACGCUGCAUCCUUGUGAUCCUCCACAUGCGUGUUUGGUCUUUGAGGGUGGGUGGGGGUGGGUGGGGGUGUUGGGUUCCCAUUGUGGCGCAGAGGUGGUGAGUGAAGCCAUUGUUGUGUUUCUCACUGAAUGUUCGAGCAAAUCCGAGGAAUGUAGCUAUUCGGCGUCCACUGAGGAAAUCAGAGCUGGUUUGUUAUUGGACGGGCCUGCUUUGGAAAAGGAUCCUCAUUCCACAUCUCUUUCAUCAUCUUCAUACACUUAAACUGAAUCAUCUGUUUAAAAAAACAAACAACCAAAAAAAAAACAAAAAAAAAAACUGUUGCAUGGUGAAAGAGGCCAGACAUUUUGUGCUCCCAAAAACAGCUCGCAUUUGUAAACAAAUGGCUUGUAUUCAGCACAUUUUGGUGUUUGAAUACUUUGGCUUAGUAGACUGUUAACAGUGCUUAUUGUUUUUAGCUCACUGAAGAACCCAGAAUCAUGGAGCUCACUGUAAAAACAUCUGCAUCACGUACAGCUGCAAGCACCCUGACUUUUCUUUUUUUUUUUACAGUACAGGAACGCUGUCAUGCAUAUUUAGCAAGUUUAUACUGAGGUUUGACCUCAAGGGUUGAAAAUUUAAAGGCGCUGCGGCAGAGUGGCUUCUUGAGUCUUCCACAAUGUAUAAUCAACAUCAGUGAGGCCUUCACACAAAGGACCAUCUAAGACCAGUUUAAGAUUUGUGAGGUUUUAAAAGCCCAUUUCUCCAUGGCUGCGUUUAAACGUCCGUCCAUAAGUCAGAAAAGCAGCGUUUGUCUGCAUUGUGUUGCGUUCACAGUCGAAAUUUUCUCAGCUCAAAAGAAAAGAGAAAACGAAUCAAAACUUGUUGUUCUUGGAUUUAACGGUUCAUUCCUUAAAGCCGCCCACAUCAACGCUUAAAUCAAGUCCGGAUGUCGUGGGAGUCUCGCGGGAGUCUGAAAGGUCAAAUGAAUCCACCUCUUCCAAGUCAACACUGCUAAGUUCACGUUGCAAAUUUCAAUUACAAGGAAAUAAUAAAGUUGGACCAAGUUAAUAAAAAAUAUCUAGAGUUGAGUAAUUUCUUGUAAGCUUCACUCCAAACAUGUUUUAAGACAUUAAAAGUACUCUGGUUUGAAUAACUUGUGUGCCAUAUAUUUGUUUAUUUCCCACCCGUAACUGAUGUGAAACCAGUCUUCCAGGAUCAAACCCUCAGCAUUUGUUAUUUACAUCACUGAUAGUGUUUUCAGCCAGCAUUUUAAGGUUUUACAUUAGAAAAGAACUCAAAGGCAAAGUCUACUUUAUUGUUUUGGUAAAUAUCUACAUUUGUAUGGUACUUUAUGGAUGACAGAGCUGAACAUAACGAAGGGAGCUGCAGAUAGCCAGGAGAAUAGCUCUUAAAUUCCAAACUGUUAUAAGAAUAUCACAUGCCGCUGCUUUAAUUAUUUUACAUCUGAAAAAUAAGCUGUGUGAAAGUGCACGGGAAGCCAGAAAGCAACAACUGUGUAGUCGUGAGUGUGUUUUUCUCCACUGCAGACUUUAUUGCUUAUGUCCUGUAUUUGCAAUACACAAUAUCAGAUAUGUACAAACUGCUGAGCCCGUGCUGAAAAGACGUGAGCGAGACUGUCUUGCAUAGUGACGGACUCGCCGAAGACAGGCUCUUCACAAAACUAUUCCACUGUUCACACGAUCACACACCCUUUUAGGACGUUCAGAAAUGUCUGAAUCUGUUGUCACUCUCAUACACGUGUCGCAUUAAACACCUGAAAACUGUUUUAAGUGUAUAUUUUGAGUGCAAUAGUGUCAUAAAACGUUUGUUUCUCACCUUAUUUGGCCAAACCUCCAACAU